Molecule: messenger RNA, 2603 nt
Organism: Linum tenue
Lineage: Eukaryota; Viridiplantae; Streptophyta; Magnoliopsida; Malpighiales; Linaceae
Source: the annotation of a GenBank genome assembly
CCUCAUAAGUCAUAUCAUAUGCCAAAACAUCGAUUCUCAUUAAAAAAAAACGAGAAGCUGUUGGCUUGGAAGAUCCAACUAUCUCAAUUAUAUGCUAAAAAUAGGAACAAUAAAUUAACGGUUAAGUGAACUAACCGCAGGAGCCAUCCAGCAAGGCAGCCACCAACUUCUUCAUCUCCAUUUGAAAAGAAAAAAAAUCCAUUCUUCUUCUUCUUCUUUGUCUUCCAUUUCGGCACCAGCCGGUCAUCCUCGCCGCGGGACUCUCCCCUCCUUUCCGCCUUCCCUGAGAAGCAAAGGCAAUCGAAAAUAGAUCAUAUAAGGAGCCUGAAGGGCUAUAAUAAGGGGGCGGCGCCUGUCUCUUCCUUUCUGUUAUCUCUAACAGGGAGGGAAAGGAGAAGAAGAAGCAUCAGGGGCGGAGGGAAGGGAGACCGAAAACCGGCGGAUGACAUGGUUCGAGCACUGGAAAAAGAUCAACAGCAGCAGUCACUCAAUGUUCCGAGGACGAAAUCCUCCACCACGUUAAGGAGAAUGCUUGAGAUACCUGGGAGGCAGAUUACCAGCAUGUUCUUCGACCAUGGGAAUAACAACAACAACAACAACAACACGCCAACGACGACCACCACCAUCAACGAUAACGAUGGGUCCGCCAACAACGUUGUUGAUCAGGAGAAACCAUCACAGCAGCAACUACAACAUCAACAAUCGAUGAAGAUCACUUCUCCGAUUAUUCCCAAGAGCAUUGUUGAUCAGCAGGAGAAACCACCACAGCCACAGCAACAACUACAACAUCAACAAUCGACGAAGAGCACUCCUCCGAAUCUUCCUAAAAGCAAGAGCAAUAAUGCAGGUGUGCUCAAUGAGACGGUGCAAGCUGUGGAAGGGUCUCCUCCUGAACGCGAACCAAAGCGUGCAGAUUGCGGACCACCUCCUAAGACGCCUACCCCUACCCCUAGAGAAAAGGGUCCCUCUGAUUUGGAUUUGAUGAAGGAGAAGUUCGGGAAGCUGUUGUUAGGUGAAGACAUGUCUGGUGGUGGGAAGGGUGUUUCUUCCGCUCUGGCAUUGUCGAAUGCAAUCACAAACCUUGCUGCAUCUGUUUUCGGGGAGCAAAAGAGGUUAGAACCAAUGUCUGCAGAUGCAAGAGGAAGGUGGAAAAAGGAAAUCGAUUGGCUUCUCUCUGUAACUGAUCAUAUUGUCGAGUUUGUUCCUUCCCAGCAAUUGAAUAAUGGUGUCAAUAUGGAGAUCAUGGUAACGCGGCAAAGAAGCGAUCUGCUGAUGAACAUCCCAGCUUUGCGGAAGCUUGAUACCAUCCUUGUUGAAUUAUUAGACCAAUUUGGAAAACAGAACGAAUUCUGGUAUGUGUCGAAAAAUGACGAGGAAGGAGGACCACAGAGAAACGAGGACAAGUGGUGGAUUCCCACGGCAAAAGUUCCAAAGGGUGGGUUAUCAGAACCAACAAGAAGAUGGUUGCAAUCCCAGAAGGAUGCAGUCAACCAAGUUCUCAAAGCAGCAAUGGCCAUAAACGCUCAAGUUCUAUCAGAAAUGGACGUACCUGAUAAUUACAUUGAAUCCCUUCCCAAGAACGGAAGAUCAAGCCUUGGAGACUCGAUAUACAAAUCCAUCACCGACGAGUACUUCGAUCCCACUCAGUUUCUGUCAACCAUGGACUUUUCAAACGAGCACAAUGUGCUGGAGCUGAAGAACAGGAUUGAGGCCUCCAUCGUUAUAUGGAAAAGGAAAAUGAUUCACAAAGAUGGUAAGGCAGCAUGGGGUUCGGCAGUGAGUAUAGAGAAGAGAGAAAUUUUUGAAGAGAGAGCAGAAACUAUCUUACUCAUCAUCAAGCAGCACUUCCCUGGACUUCCCCAAUCAGCACUCGAUAUGAGCAAGAUUGAGAACAACAAGGAUGUGGGACAAGCUAUUUUGGAGAGCUACUCAAGAAUUAUAGAGAGUUUGGCCUUCACGGUCUUGUCGAGGAUUGAAGAUGUUCUUUAUGCUGACUCGCAAGCACUGAAUCCAACACCACCAGAAGGAAGUGAAAAGCCUGAGGAAGAAGCAGACAGGCUAUCAUCUGCCGAGACACCAUCAUCAAUGACACUGUCAGACUUCAUGGGAUGGAGUGUGGAGAAAGGAGAGGAUGACCUGAAGAAGAUAGCAGCAUCAGGAAUCACAGACAGCUUGGAGCAAGAAAAGGUCAAUGCAAAACCUGUUGCCACUCCAAGGAAAUCGUCGUACCUGGAGAGGCUCGAGAACCUAAGUGGAAUGAGAAGUCCGACAGCUCGACACUGAGAUAUCCAGAAAUGAUGAUACAAGAAGGAAAGGGAAAGAAAAUCCGAAACCACACAUUAUCCAGAGGUCCACAGAACCCAAAGCAGGAAAAAAACUUAGUUCACAGGGAGAGGGGAUUCGUCAAAUGUAAAUAUCAAAAACCAAAUGCUAUGAACAAAAGACUGACUUAGUUGUCCUCACAACUAUGGUAGCCAAUCCCCCGUUGAUCUGCAUAGUGUAAUGGUCCGAUAUAUGAGACGAGAAAAUGGAAUGUCGAACAAAUGGAAUGAAGAAGGAAAAUUAUGUUCUUGAUUGAAUGGUAUUUAGUCUUUUUUCAUAAA